AUGGGCGUCGUGAGUAGCAGACUUGAUGAUGGCGCUGCCAUCUAUUUGAGGGAUCAGAAUCGAUUAUCAAUUGCCUCCCUCGUUAUUUCUUGUCCCCGGAAGCGCAUCUCAACCACUAUAGUCCCCAAUGCAUUUCCCGCUACUCGAGCUUCAGCAACGCGAUCAUCGGGCGAUUCUGGUCCGGCUGAAUUUAUUCAGGAUAUUGAACCUUCGAUUGCGCCGAACUUCCUUCUUAAACUUAAUAAUGACGACGAACUCGUAUUCAACUUUACCUUUGUCGUCCGCCAAGAAGAAGCCAGCCCUGGAAUAGAUACGCAUAUCAAUGGUCUAACAUAUGUCUAUGCUUCAACCAAUAGAGAGCUCGAGAACCUUGUUACCCGCGAGUUUCACGCAGACCCGAAUCUACACAAAAAUGCAAAUGUUGAAUUGGUCGGCGAUUAUACCACAGGCGGAAGCCCCUCGGUGACAUUUGAGUGGUCGUGGAAAUGGAAGCCACCAAAGGCGACAGAAGAUGGGGGAGGCGGGUGGAGGAAUGUUUGCAGCUUCGUCGAAUACGACCAAAGAGCACACCGCCUGGAUACCUUAGCCAGAUUUUCUUUUUGGGUUGCUAAUACCUCGCCUCUCUCAAGCCAUCCUAACUCCCCAUCUCCUGCCUUUCAGCUAGCAGUGCCUCCGAGAAUACGGGCCCCAUCAUCUCAAUCAGUCGAGUCUCGCAUUAGUGAGCAAGAGGAACCGGCAUCCCCUCUACACCCUCAGAUUGACACAUUAUCCAUCGCGCCCACCAUCGCGACAAGCUCCCGGGAAUCUGUCAAACUUGAUAUAUCGUGCCCCCGACCAGGCGAAGACAUGUCCGUAAGCGAUGAUGGCCCGGUUUUCAGAGCUACUAUCAAGGCGCUUGAACAGAAGACUGGCAAUAUGAGAACUCAGAUGAAGAAGGUAUUAAAGAAAGCCGAGCACGCAUAUUCCGCCCAGAUCGAGGCGAACGAAGCUUUCGUAGGGUUUAUGGAUGCCCUCCGGGAAGCAUCUGCGACGAACGCCAAUGCUGUCCAACCUGCUUUAGAUCAUUAUUUCGACAAGAUUGCCAAAGAAAUCCUCAGCUACGAGAGGCAGAAUGCGACCAAUUUACAAAAGAUUAUUAUUGAUCCUAUAGGAAAACUGUAUACCUUUGAUAUCAAGCAGGCAGAGUCAAAGAGACGAGACUUUGAAGAGGAAAGCAAGGACUACUAUUCUUACGUAUCUCGAUACCUUGGCCAACGACAAGACUCGGUGAAGACUAAGAAGCUUGCCGAGAGCGAUACUAAGUAUCAGACGAAGAGGAGAAAUUUCGAGCUCAAGCGUUUUGACUAUUCUUCGUUUAUGCAAGAUCUGCAUGGUGGCCGCAAGGAGCAGGAAGUCUUGUCACAUCUAACCAAGUAUGCUGACACACAGGCAAGAAGCUUUUUAAAUACUGCCCAUAAAGUUGAGGAAUAUCUGCCGCAACUAGAGGCUCUAGCGAACGAGGUACAAGAUGCAGACAAGGAGUUCCAAUACCAAAGACGUGAACGGGAGGAGAAAAGACGCGUAUUGGAGAAGAGUAAUCUACAGUAUAAUGAACCAGAGACUGUGACUUCGGCAACUCAUACGCCCCCAACCCAGAAUGCCAAUGGCAACCUGCACACGUCCGACUCCGAGCUUGGCCGGGCGGAUAGUACUAGUUCCCAACUGAAAGCCAUCCCAACAGGCAAUUCAGGACCCUUGGCCGCAGCAGGCACGGAUCUCUCGAGGUCUCCAGGGAGCAUCGGACAUGGCUCCUUACACAGCCCUGCGCAAACCUUAAAGUUCAAGGGUAUACGAGACCUAGAAGAGAAGGAUUUCAGCCAGUUAACCAUUGCCGAGAAGAACUCGACGCACCGGAAAGAAGGUCUACUCUGGGCCCUGAAUCGGCCAGGUACCCAUGUAGAUCCUCUCUCAUUAAAUAAGCAGGGUUGGCACAAAUUCUGGGUCGUGUUAGACCAGGGAAAGUUGUCGGAAUAUAGCAACUGGAAACAGAAGCUCGAUCUCCACAUGGACCCCAUUGAUCUUCGUAUGGCAUCCGUCCGCGAAGCAAGAAAUGCGGAGCGACGAUUCUGUUUUGAAGUAAUCACGCCCCAUUACAAGAGGGUAUAUCAGGCAACCUCGGGCGAAGACAUGAACAGCUGGAUCCUCUCCAUCAACAACGCUCUCCAAAGCGCGGUCGAAGGCCGCGGCCUUAAGGAGAAGCCGAUGUCUCCUGGAGAGCCGACCAGCCUUAAGCGUGAUAUCGGGUCGAUUCUAACCGGGAAGAGUAUCUCCUUAAACCAUGGUUCUCAUCAUGGCUCGCAUACCAAUACCAGUUCUAUUCCUUCCCGCCGGACUACAGUUGGAGCGCGGCCUGCAAAUGCGAGGACGCCCAGCAGUAGCUACGACGAAAAUCCGGACAAGCUCCUCCAGAUGCUCCGUGAUAAUGACCAGGGCAAUUGCUGGUGUGCUGACUGCGGCAGCGGGUCUAAGGUUGAAUGGGUAUCGAUUAAUUUGGCUAUCAUACUCUGCAUCGAAUGUAGUGGUAUUCAUCGAUCUCUCGGAACGCAUAUCAGCAAAGUGCGAUCGCUCACACUCGACAUUACCUCAUUUACGCCCGAUAUAAUCGAGCUACUGCUUCUUGUCGGAAACAGAGUCUCUAACAUGGUUUGGGAAGCUAAACUUGACCCAUCAUUCAAGCCAAGCCCGCAAGCUACACGAGAGCAACGCCUAAAGUUCAUAACUGCAAAGUACGUGGACAAGGCUUACGUGGAACCGAUUUCAGCCACUCUCUCAAGAUAUCCAACCGCCGACGAAACGCUCCUUGCGGCUAUAAAGCGCAACGAGAUUCAACAGGUUAUAUAUGCACUAGCGCUAAAGGCCAAUCCCAAUGUCCUAGAUAAAGUCCGUGGGACUCAUCCGGUCUUUCUGGCCCUCGCAGCGGCUGAUCCGGCGUCACCAUCACCUACUACCCCUACAUCCGGGCGACCGGAGCCCGAAACCCGAGCUGUUCCGUUCCCAGUUGCUGAAAUGUUGAUACAAAAUGGGGCCGAGAUACCUGCCACGAUGCCUGCAUUCCCGCUGAGCCGAAGCGCGCAGAUGUACAUAGAGCAGAAACGGGGUCGGAGUGCUGCUAUCGAGGCCUCGGGCUCAUCUUUGUCAGGCAGUUUAAGUCCCGGCCCGAGCGAGCGAAUCCAGCGCGAUAAGGACGCACGUCUACAAAAGCGCAUCAGCGCGGGCGGACGGCUAGCCAAAUCGCCGAUUCCCGAGCGGUAG
Daldinia childiae is the source of this 3291-nucleotide messenger RNA. RefSeq names its product putative ribosylation factor GTPase-activating protein cnt6. Gene Ontology annotation, molecular function: GTPase activator activity; protein binding. Gene Ontology annotation, cellular component: cytoplasm; endosome; trans-Golgi network. The record is from RefSeq and is a predicted model, not a curated record. NCBI's taxonomy places the organism in Eukaryota, Fungi, Ascomycota, Sordariomycetes, Xylariales, Hypoxylaceae. Bases 1 to 3291 code for a protein of 1096 amino acids. Gene Ontology annotation, biological process: intra-Golgi vesicle-mediated transport. The transcript is spliced from 6 exons.